CUUGUUGCUGGGUAACCCGGUUCAGUUGACACCGGAUGAGGCAGCAGCAAUGGACGAGUAUCAAACAGAGGACGAGACUGCGUUCGUCGUUGAAGAAGUGAGUAAAAUCAUUAAAGAGUCAGUAGAAGCAGCCAUAGGAGGAAAUGCCUACCAGCACAGCAGAGUGAACCAGUGGACCACCAGUGUAGUGGAGCAGUGCCUCAGUCAACUCAGCAAGCUGGGGAAGCCUUUCAAAUAUAUUGUGACCUGUAUCAUCAUGCAGAAAAAUGGAGCAGGUCUGCAAACAGCCAGCGCAUGUUUCUGGGACAACACUACUGAUGGAAGCUGUGCAGUGAGAUGGGAGAACAAGUCCAUGUACUGUAUCGUCAACGUUUUCGGGCUGUCCAUUUAAACCAACUACAAUGUACCUCAAGUAUUUGAAAUGUGUAUUUUUGAGAACCAGCUUGUUAUGUUUGACUAUAUUUGAAUAAAAAUGUUUUUUUUAAGUGCAACUGAUCAGAAUAAUA
Messenger RNA from Dicentrarchus labrax (European seabass), 506 nucleotides. RefSeq names its product dynein light chain Tctex-type 1b (gene dynlt1b). Gene Ontology annotation, biological process: microtubule-based movement. Gene Ontology annotation, cellular component: cytoplasmic dynein complex; cytoplasm. The coding region runs from base 50 to 391 and encodes 113 amino acids. The record is from RefSeq and is a predicted model, not a curated record. Lineage: Eukaryota; Metazoa; Chordata; Actinopteri; Moronidae. Gene Ontology annotation, molecular function: dynein intermediate chain binding. The transcript has 5 exons.